Molecule: messenger RNA, 2643 nt
Organism: Acanthocheilonema viteae
Lineage: Eukaryota; Metazoa; Nematoda; Chromadorea; Rhabditida; Onchocercidae
Source: the annotation of a GenBank genome assembly
AUGGGAUCACUGUACCGGUCAGAGCAGAUGAGAUUCUGCCAAAUGAUUGUCCAGAAAGAUACCGCAUUUUCUUGUGUUGCUGAACUUGGCAAACAUCCUUAUGUUCAGUUCAAGGAUCUGAAUGCUAAUAUGAACCCGUUUCAAAGAAUGUAUCUUCGUGACAUCCAGCGAUUUGAAGAACUGGAACGGAAAUUAAGAUUUCUUGACGCCCAAAUACGUAAAGACGAUAUUGAAGUUAAUGAUGAUGCUGGAAAAGAUGACACAUACGAAGUAAUGGCACCACAUCAACUCAAUCAACUUGAGGGCACAUUGAUUGAUUUAGAACGUGAUGUAAUCAGCAUGAAUGAAAAUAAUAUAAUUCUGAAACGAAAUUAUUUGGAGCUGAAAGAAUGGGAAGCAAUUCUGGAAAAAACCGAUCACUUUUUUGAAGAAGGCAUUAGUGAUGUUGCAAUGCAUGAAAUUGAAGCAGUGCAAGAAGAUUUUGCACUUGUGCUCAGAAGCGGAAAAGAGCCGAUAGGAUUUUUGGCGGGUGUCAUUAAUCGUGAUCGUGUGAAUGCUUUCGAAAAGGUUUUGUGGCGAGCUUGUCAUAAAACGGCAUUUGUACGUACUACCGAUAUUGAAGAGGAAUUGGAAAAUCCAGAUAGUGGUGAGAUGUGCUCCAAGUCAGUCUUCUUGAUUUUCUACAAAGGUGAUCGUUUACGGGUUAUCAUCGAGAAAGUUUGUGAAGGAUUCAAAGCUAAACUCUACAACAGUUGUCCGAAGAACAGUAAGGAUCGUCAUGCAGCAGCGCUUGAUGUAAAAGCCCGCAUAUCGGAUAUGCGUACUGUCCUGAGCCAAACUCAAGAGCAUCGAUAUAAAGUGCUUCAGGCUGCUUCCAAUUCUGUCAGACAGUGGCAAAGAGAGGUUCGCAUGCAAAAAUCGGUUUACUACACAUUAAAUCUUUUUACAUUUGACGCUAUCGGUAAAUUUUUCGUCGCUGAAUGUUGGGUACCAUACGCUGACCUGGAAAAUGUCCGUUUGGCUCUUGAAGAAGGAGUGAGGAAAAGUGGUAGUAGUGUGAGACCUGCUCUGAAUCUUUUGGAGACCACCGAAGAACCACCGACCUAUAACCGAGUUAACAAAUUCACGAAAGUUUUUCAGACGAUCGUUGACUCUUAUGGUAUUGCCUCUUAUCUGGAAAUCAAUCCCGCUCCUUAUACCAUCAUAACAUUUCCAUUUAUUUUUUCCUGCAUGUUCGGUGACCUCGGACAUGGUAUUAUAAUGCUUCUUGCUGGUUUGUGGAUGGUACUGCGAGAGAAGAACCUUGCGGCACGCAAUAUUAAGGAUGAGAUUUUUAACAUGUUCUAUGGUGGUCGUUAUAUUAUUUUACUUAUGGGCAUUUUUUCAAUUCAUGCAGGCUUCCUCUACAACGACCUCUUUGCCAAAUCGUUUAAUCUAUUUGGUUCAAAAUGGCGUAAUCCGUUUCCUAAUGCGGAAAUUGAAUCUUGGGAUAGUCAAUCGGUUCUCACACAUAAAGAAAUACUGAUCGAUCUGCCGCCAUCACGAUCUUACAUGCAUGAUAGUGGACCUUACUGGUUUGGUGUAGAUCCUAUAUGGAAUUUGGCAGAGAAUCGAUUAAACUUUUCAAACUCAUUGAAAAUGAAAUUAUCCGUCAUACUUGGAAUUGCUCAGAUGACGUUCGGAGUAUUCUUAUCGCUGUUAAAUUAUAUAUAUUUUAAAUCAAAAAUUGAAAUAUACACGGUGUUUAUUCCACAGAUUUUGUUCAUGCUCUGUAUAUUUAUCUAUUUGUGUGCCCAAAUCGUUAUCAAAUGGUUAUUUUUCUGGACUCGAGAGGAAUACAUUUUUGGAUUGCUUUAUCCAGGGUCAAAUUGCGCUCCUUCAUUGCUGAUUGGUCUGAUCAAUAUGUUCAUGUUUAAAGAACGUCGGCUUGGUUUUCUCAAUGACACUAAAAUUGUUGCUCAAAAUGGUAGUCGUGUUACCUAUGAGAAGUUGCCAAACUGCUAUCUUAGCCAAUGGUAUCCUGGACAGGCAACAAUUCUGGUUAUAAUAGCUGUAAUUUGCAUACCAAUCAUGUUAUUCGGUAAACCAAUUCAUUUCCUGUUACAUCGUAAGAAAAGAAAUGCCGUUGGUGACAAUGCCGUAAUAUGGGUGAAUCAAGAAAGCGAAAAAGCUGAGAUAACUUUGAACGAAAAUGGAAGCGAUUUAAAUAAAAAAGAUUGGGAGGAAACGACAUCCGAUAAUGAAUGUGAAGAAGAAUCUUUUGCGGACGUUAUGGUUCAUCAAGCUAUUCACACAAUUGAGUAUGUCCUUGGCUGUGUGUCCCAUACAGCAUCAUACCUUCGAUUGUGGGCUUUAUCACUGGCACAUGCCCAAUUAUCGGAAGUACUAUGGGAAAUGGUACUCGUACAAGCUUUUGGUAUUUCUGGAAUUGCUGGUUACAUCGCUGCUUAUUUUAUAUUUUUUACAUUCGGUGUUCUAACCGUUUCAAUUUUGGUACUCAUGGAGGGACUUUCCGCCUUCCUACACGCACUUCGACUACAUUGGGUUGAGUUCCAGUCCAAAUUCUACCUCGGACUCGGUUAUCCCUUUGUGCCUUUCUACUUCAAAGAUGUGUUAUUAAAAGCAAAUGCUGGUGAAAAAUAA